AUGUUUAAAAGAAAGCAUAAUAAACCUGAAAUUAAUGAAAGACAGGCAGAUUGGAUCGAUGUUUCGGUACCAUAUGAAAAGCCGGAAUCAAUCAAAGCACCAGAACCAAAGCAAUUAAAAGAAGAUGAAAUUGUUAAAUAUAAUGAAGUUUUAAAACAUUUUCAAAAUCCAGAUAUAUCAGUUGCUACUAAACCAAAAGGUGCAGAGAAGGCGCCUUUAACUGAUCGUGAAAGGGCUUGGUUAACUAGAGAAUGUUUUUUGAGAUAUUUGAGAGCAACUAAAUGGAUAGUGGAUGAUGCUAUUGAAAGAUUAGAAUUAUCACUUGCUUGGAGAAGAGAAUUUGGUAUAAGUGGAGAUAAUGAUACAGUUACAGGUGAAAUGGUAUCUCCAGAGAAUACUACUGGUAAACAAGUGAUACUUGGUUAUGAUAGUGAUGCUAGACCAAUUUUAUAUUUGAAGAAUGGUCGUCAAAAUACAAAAUCUUCAUUUAGACAAGUUCAACAUUUAGUGUUCUUUUUAGAAAAAGUUAUAGAUCUCAUGCCUGUUGGUCAGGACACAAUUGCAUUGCUUAUAGAUUUCAAACAUUAUGAUGUUGAAGGUACCACAUCUAAGAUUCCUUCUUUAUCAAUUGGUAAACAAGUGUUGAAUAUCCUACAAACACAUUAUCCGGAAAGAUUGGGAAGAGCAUUAUUAACCAAUAUUCCAUUCGUUGCUUGGACAUUUUUAAAACUUAUUCAUCCAUUCAUAGAUCCACAAACUAGAGAAAAAAUUAUAUUUGAUAAACCUUUUGAAGAUUAUGUCCCAUCAGAUCAAUUAGAUAAAGAUUAUGGUGGUAAAUUAUUUUUUGAAUAUAAGCAUGAUAUAUAUUUCCCUGCAUUGAUUGAGCAAGCUGAAGCCAAAAAGGAAAGAUCAUUUGAAAGAUUUUUAAAAUUUGGAGGUGUUGUUGGUUUAAGUGAAUACGAUUUAAGAGGAUCCAAUGAAGAGUUGCAAUAUCCUGUGCAUCAAUUAAACUGA
Molecule: messenger RNA, 1014 nt
Organism: Hansenula anomala
Lineage: Eukaryota; Fungi; Ascomycota; Saccharomycetes; Phaffomycetales; Wickerhamomycetaceae
Gene: PDR17
Product: phosphatidylinositol transporter
Exons: 1
Coding region: 1-1014 (337 amino acids)
Molecular function (GO): phosphatidylinositol transfer activity
Source: RefSeq, a predicted model, not a curated record